AUGCAAAGGGAAUUAGAGAUUCUUAUAACCAGGCUCAGGACCAUGACCAUAGUUGAUAACCACGAAGACUACAACUACUUGGUGUCGUGUGCAGAUAAAUACACCAAUAAAGCAAAAAUAUUUGAGCUUCUAAGAAGUAAGAAUAAUCCUCCUGUGGAAGUGGCACCUCUAUUGUUUACAUUUACAUCAAAGCUAGAGCCCGAAUCUGACGAAGAGCUGCUUUCUAGGAUAACAGAUUUUAUCAGAGGAUGCAGAGGAGACUCUCGGGAAACCUCUGAAUGGAUGGUUAAGAUUCUGUUCCUGAUUCUGGAGAAAGUCAAAGAAAAGAGAAAAGACUCAGGAAUAAGAUUAAGACUUCUUGAAUGCAUUAGGAUGUAUGGAGAGGACAUAAGCUUAGUUAAUCACAUGAUUGAUCUUAUGUGCACAAAGAACAGUGGAGAUAUUGUUGGAUCAAUACUUGAAUCCGUUCCUUCUGUAUCAAAGGGGUUUAUUGAAUGUGCCAUGAAACAAGAUAACCCUGUACUGCUGAAGAAUCUAUCUACCGUCCUUUCUCUUCUGUCGGAAAAAGACAUAAGCCUUUUUGUAAAUUACGAAUUCUUCGACGAGCUUCUUGAUUCUGAAUAUUUUUUCAUGAGGAACUGCUUUCUAGAAAUAUGUGUAAACCUUAUGGAGUAUUUUAGGAAGAAAGGGAUGCUUGGAAAGACGAACGGGAUUAUAAACAGAGUUGUGGAAAGGCUGUCAGACACAUACUUUUUGACCAGGUACAAAGCUCUUCAAGCCCUUGAAUGCUUCUUCCAAAAAAAUUCAAUAUCUGUUGAAAGAAGGCAUGAGGUUAUUCGGGAAAUUGGAGGAAGAGUAGCAGAUAAAACUGUUGUUGUUAGAAAGAAAGCCAUUAGUAUCUGCUCAGGCCUACUUAUGAAACAUCCCUUUGCAUCCGGAAAGAAUCUAGAGGCUGAUGGCCAUGAAAAUAAUAUGAACAACUUAGAAGAUGAGAAGAAAGAAUCUGAAAGGGAGCAUUGUGAAGAUCUUAACGCAUUCCAUGAUGUAAUGAGAGAAGUACAGGACAAUAUUCUUGUUCUUUUGAAUGGUGGGGCAAAAUCAGAGAUCAAUGAAUGUAUUGAAUUUAUAAAACUCUCUUUCUACUACAGAAUAGAUGGGUCUAAAGAAGCCUUUGAAUCAUUGUUUGAUCUGGCAUGGACGCAGGAUUUGGAGCUUUUAGUUCUGUCGUUCCGUGAUCUUAUUAUGCAAAUGAAGAUGAACAAUGUUGGCUUGUUCUGGUUCUUUAAGGAAUUUGUAAGAAAAGAAGGAAAUUAUUCUUUUGAAAAGUUGCUUAGAGAGCUUAACUCUCAAGGGUAUAUAGAUAAGUCAUUUACAUCCGAGCUUUGCAAUAUGUUUCUGCAGAAAGGCCAUUUAUUUGAAUCUUCCUAUCUUCUAAGACACAUAGGCAGACCUCUUACUGUGGAAAUGUUUCGCUCCCUGGUUCUAUUGUGCACGGGGCUUUUAUUUUCUGUCGAAGGGGAGAAAGAUUUGAUAGAGAUGCUUUCUGUAUACAAGAACAUAAUCCAGAUCAACAUACGGGAGAGGGUUGAAUUUGAUGGAGAGAUAGUCGAAACACUUAUUAAGAACUUGGCCAAGAUGACUUUCUUCGAACAUCAGGUGGUUGAGAUAACUGUUUCGGUGAUAUAUUCAAUUAGUAGAUUUCCAGAAAAGAGUAGUAUAAUGUUACUUGAGAAGCUUUGCAUGAUGGAAAAAAACAUUCUCAAGGCCGUUUCUGUGGUGGGAUGCAUUGGGCUAAAACACAUGGAAUACCUGGAGAUGUUGGAAAGGCUGGUAAAGUCUAAUAGAAUAAAAGUCAAGGUUGACAAAGCUGUAAUUACUCCGGAAAUAGUAGAAAGAAGAAGAAGCAUUAGUGCAUCCAGACAGAGCAUUAGUACUAUCCUUGAAGAAGACAAUGAUGGAAACAAUACAGUCUUGAACGACUCCGGCCUCGAUAAGGACAUUUCUUCUAAAAUUGGAGACAAGAGUGAGGAGGAGAUUGUUGACUUCUUCUUUUACAUCAAGGAGAAGGAGAUGCUUUAUGGAAAAAGUAUCCUUUCUAUUUUUAAGCAGAUUGUCGAGGAAGGAUGCCAUUCCAGUGACGAAGAAAUUCAAGUUGCUGCAUAUGUUUCUCUUUAUAGGCUCAUGUGUGUCAGUUUUGAAUUCUUUAGUGAGCAUUAUGAGCUCUUUGUUCGUUCAAUGAAUCACUCUGUUUCUAGGAUCAGAGCAAAUGCUGUUGUUGCCAUGGGUGAUUUUCUACUGAACUACAAUACCACUGCAGAGAGACACUCCCACCUCCUUCUCGAAUCUCUCAGAGAUGCAAAUGCUGAUGUCAGGAAAAAUGCUCUUCUUGUAAUCCACAACUUACUUAUGAAGAAUAUUCUCAAGAUCAAGGGACAUGGUACUAAGCUUGCAUUGCUUUUAAUGGAUGAAAGCAUGGAGAUUAAAGAGAUGGCUGAGAAUCUUCUGAUGCAAAUAUCAAAGAAGGAAAACAUGAUGGCUGUUCUGCUCUACGAAACGGUAACUGAAGGAGGUGACCAGCUGCCCCUCGUGAUAGAUUUUCUUGCAGGCUUGAUGAGUGAAAAGCUAAAAGAGAGUUUAUUCCUAAAAGCCUUAAAAUCAAAAGUUAGUGGGGAAGCUUUAAAAGUCCUUCAUAAUGCUUUUAGACUGGAUGAAAGAAUUGCAGGGGAUGGAAUGUUACUAGAAGAACCUAAAUAA
This is a messenger RNA of Encephalitozoon romaleae SJ-2008, 2754 nucleotides long. Its product is annotated as chromosome condensation complex Condensin. Gene Ontology annotation, biological process: mitotic chromosome condensation; meiotic chromosome condensation; mitotic cell cycle. The record is from RefSeq and is a predicted model, not a curated record. Gene Ontology annotation, cellular component: condensed chromosome, centromeric region; nucleus. Gene Ontology annotation, molecular function: histone binding. Lineage: Eukaryota; Fungi; Microsporidia; Unikaryonidae. Bases 1 to 2754 code for a protein of 917 amino acids. The transcript has a single exon.